Drosophila obscura is the source of this 600-nucleotide messenger RNA. RefSeq names its product protein Turandot M-like. The coding region runs from base 5 to 499 and encodes 164 amino acids. NCBI's taxonomy places the organism in Eukaryota, Metazoa, Arthropoda, Insecta, Diptera, Drosophilidae. Gene Ontology annotation, biological process: immune system process. The transcript is spliced from 2 exons. The record is from RefSeq and is a predicted model, not a curated record.
AACAAUGGCCAACGCAAUCCUCCUAGUUUCCCUGAUGGCUGUCCUUCUAUGCCUGGCGUCCAUUGGGUGCGCUCAAGAUGAUAGCGAGCUCAAGAUCGAGGCACGUCGUUUGAUUGACAUCUACAAUAAUCCUGAAGUGGACACUGCCACAAAGUUUAACAAUCUGGAGAGCCUUGCCAAGUUUUAUGAGCAGCAUUCCGAUCAUUAUCCACUGCCUAAAGACCAAAAGCAACGCGCUAGUGAACUUUUGGAGAGGCACAAACAAGCUGCUCUACAGUCUUUAGGUGGUGCAGUGCUUGUCGUCGGAGCUCCCGGUGGACAUAGCUGGGAAUUAUAUCCUGGAAGGGUUGUAGUGAUAGAUGGAGCCACUCGAACAGUGGGCGAGGCUGUCAACCAUCUCAAAUCGUCUGCAAAGGGAGUGGAAAUGAACAAACAGGUCGCUAUUUUCGGCUUAGUUUUCCUCGUCACCAGUUAUAUGUUUAGGACUCAAUCAAUGUAAUCGGCUAAACAUUUUAUUCUAAAACUAGGGCAAAAAAUAAUUCUCAAAUCUAUUUGGUCACAGGGGAACAUUGCUAUAAAUUAUAUGUGUGGUUACCUUUA